AUGCUCAGGCCGCUCUACAAAGCCAGAUGUGGCCGGGGAAAGGCGUCUCUAGGCAUUUCGAUGCAGCAAGGCAUCAGCCCAUACACACACACAAAGGAGGCGCCAGUGCCGCACUGCGCUCUGCCUCACACAAAGGACCGCGCCACCACCCCUCCGCCCCGCCCGCCGGGACUUGUAGUUCCCGUCCCCCCCGCCAAGCCGCAGAGGAGAAAGCGGCCAGACUACAACUCCCAGCAGCCCCCGCGGCCCAGCCCCGCACCCCUGCCUCCAUCUUGGCUGCGGUCGGAGCCUCCAUUUUCGCUCCCUCCCCCCAACUUAAGUCACCGCCGCCGCCACCACGCGCGGACGCCUUGGUCUCGACUCUUCGUCUCGGCUCUGCGGCCUGACGCGAGGUCUCUACCGUCGAACACGGGCCGGGUGGGAAAGCCCGAGGCGGAGACCCAGGGUGAGAUUUCCCCCUACCCGGAGCUCCGGGAGUGCCCACCUUGA
Pipistrellus nathusii (Nathusius's pipistrelle) is the source of this 489-nucleotide messenger RNA. The record is from the annotation of a GenBank genome assembly. Lineage: Eukaryota; Metazoa; Chordata; Mammalia; Chiroptera; Vespertilionidae.